UUUAAAAAAAAAACUAUUGCAAGUAAAUCUUUGGAUAAGAUAUGCGUCUUCUCAAAUCUCAACGCCGCUCAUUUCUCUAACAAUAUCGCAGUCCUCCAAAGCUCUCGCUGUUACCCUCACGGUUUGAUGGAUCAGGCUACAGUCUACACAAGGGAAAGAAGUUAGGCUCUACGCCGUCGCACAAGGCAGAGAGGUCCGCCAUGGCUGUUUCAUUGAUUUCCGCUCUGAGUUUCAGCCCAAUCAUGCAGGUAAAGCGAAUAUCUGUCCAUAAGUCUCUCCCCUUUACUUGUCCCUCACAUAAGGUGUGGUUUGGUAAGGAGGAAAAGGAAAAUAAGUGGAAUUUAAAUCCCUUAGUUGCAAAUAGCGAUCAUUCAUCUGGGGAUGAGAAACCAAGAGCCACCAAGAUGGAAGAGGACGCAUCUUCUGAUAUUGCCAAACCGUCAUUUAGAAGGUCAUCUCUAACAGCCAGAGAAAAGCUAAGGGCUGCUCGUGUUCUCAACCGUUACAAUGAACCAAACACCGCCUCUAAACCAAAGGUGGGAAACCAACUGUUUGACGUUUUACGUGAGUCUGAAAAGGGGAAGAAGAAAGGCCUUCCAGCGGCACCUAAUAACAUGUUAGAUGAUAGCAAACGCGGGCUUCCGAAAGCGGGGUUGACUUUUGACUUUCCAGGAGGAUCUGAUGUGUUCCUUAUUGUGUUUUCGUUUGUCUUUAUCAGCACGCUUAUGUUUGCGACAACUUACGUUGUUUGGAAAAUGGGUGCCAUUCAUUUCAAUGAAUACUAGGUAUGGUGGUUUAUACAUAGGUAGGUAUCCUUUUCCCUGUCUCUAUUAUCUAUUUAGCAACAAGAUACAUUGCUUGGGAAAUGGGUAACAAUUAUACUGUAUAGUGUGUAUGUCAUGUUUAGCUAAAGGAUAUGAUAGGGCCCUGGGCUGUAGAGAAUAAUAAUAAUAAUAAUAAUAAUAGUGAUAGAUUGAUAUUAAAUAAGUAUGGUAUUGUUUAAAUAUGUAUUCUGGGCCAUGUCAUAUAAUAUGGGCUGGCCCGUUAGAAUAGAAGUUGGCCUGUUUGUUUGGGGGUUAACCUAGGUUAUUGAAGGUUCAAUUUCUAGUUAAUCC
This is a messenger RNA of Cuscuta epithymum, 1115 nucleotides long. The record is from the annotation of a GenBank genome assembly. Lineage: Eukaryota; Viridiplantae; Streptophyta; Magnoliopsida; Solanales; Convolvulaceae.